ACGGUUCCGGGAGCGUGACAGUGAGGAACAAUUGUCUUGUUCCCGUAAUUAUGCUUUAACCUUUCGAAAUAAUUUUUUUUCCGCAUUUUUUGGGGGUCGAAAAGAUGAAAAUGAGGGAGUGGGGGUGGGGGUGCUUGUGGGUGGUGAAUCUGGGUUAAGGUCGACUGGGAACCCCCGGCCCCAGCAGAGGUCGUAAAUGUUAUUGAUGAGCACGUGUUUAUAAAAGUGAGAUAAUCAUUGUUUUGGAGGGAAAAUAGUUGGAUUUUUGGGUGCUGAUUGGAGCGGGCGAGUGGCGGAGUGGAGGGGUUUUUAGGGGUGAUUACCUGGAGGGCUGCGACUGGCGAAGGGCUGCUGCUGACCCAGAAGUAUUUAUAUCCUAGCGGGAGCCGUGAGUAAUCGAUCAGAAAGAAACCUAAAUCCAAAGUUUCCAAAAAUGGCGAAAUAUGAAAGUACCGAAUUAACCCGCGAAGAUUUCGACGCAGGUCCCUCAAGUGCCGACGAGAUCGAGCCCAACUUAUACUUAGGAAAUUUGACAGCAGCGACUGACGUCAAAUGGCUCAAAGAAACCAAAAUCACGCACAUUUUAACAGUGGAUUCCUGUCCACUCCCUAGACGAAUCCAGCUGCUUCCCGAUUUGACCGUGAAGUAUAUUCAGCUGACGGACAUGCCGCGGGAGGACUUCCUCCCCUUCUUCGAUGAUUCUUAUAAUUUCAUCGAUCAAGCCCUGACUUCGAGCGGAAAAAUCCUGGUGCAUUGCUACUUCGGGGUGUCCAGGUCUUCUACCCUGGUCAUCGUAUACAUGAUGAAGAAGUACGAGAUGACUUUUGACGCGGCCCUGGAGUUGGUCAAGUCCAAGAGACGAUUCGUAAGUCCGAACGCGGGGUUUGUGGCUCAGCUGAAGCUUUACGAGGACAUGGGGUGCACGAUAGACACUAGGAAUGUUCAGUUCAAGAUGUACAGGCUGCAGAUAGCUGCUGAUAAGGUUCGAAAAGCUAGGAUUCUCCCAUCGACAUACGUGGAUCUGAUAAAACCCGAUCCAGCCCUAGAAACCGUCCGUCCAGAGCCAACGGUAUACCGUUGCAAGAAGUGCCGGAGGAUAGUUGCAACCGCCAGCAACAUCCUCCCCCACGCACCAGGUCAAAGACACGUAUGGCGGUAUGUGAGCAGGAGAGGCGACAAGGGUAAAGUUCUCCCGGUGAAGGACUCCCGACCUGACGAGGUGUGCGACAAGAUCUACUUCAUCGAACCCAUCGCCUGGAUGCCGGACAUCCUGCACCACGUCGAGGGCAAACUGAACUGUCCCAAGUGCGAGGCUAAACUGGGGGCAUUCAGCUGGAUAUCAGGGUGCCAGUGCCCCUGCACCACCAAGAUUGCACCUGCUUUCUACCUGGUGCCCUCUAAGGUCGAAUGGAGCAAUGCUGUGCAGAAUGUUCUUGUGACUGUCUGAAGGGGGCGGGGUUGUUUACACGUGUUGAACCAAUUUUUGAAUAAAGUAUUAGGUUUAUAUCCGUGUGCCAAUGUAGGUAGCUGUUGUGGGUGGAAUGAUCUACAUUUUUUUGAAACGUAAAAUACGUCGAAGAAAUAAUAUUUCGGGGCAAAGGGUCAAAUGGGAGAGAUAGGCGGAGUCAGAAGGGUCAAAGGAGUUAAAGUUAUGGGAAGGAUCAAACAGUCGUAAGGGUUAAAUGGGAGAGGUGAGGAAAAGAUCAGAAGGAUUGAAUGAUUGUAAGGGUCAAAUGGGAAAGUUUCGCCUCAAGGGCUGUUGCCCUCCGGUAAAAGACAACUCUUCCGUAAUCGUGAGGAUCAAAAGGGAGAAUUGACCCUCAAGGGCUUUUGCUCUACCAUUUGACUCUUUUGAUAAAAUGAGAGUUGACCCUUGAGGGCCCUUACCCUCCCGUUUGACCCUCAUUAUCAAAUGAGAGAUUUGACCCUUAAGGGCCCUUGCUCUUUCAUUUCACCCUUACGAUGAAAUGGGAGAGUCAACACUUGAGAGAUCUUGAUCUUCCGUUUGACCCUUGCGAUAAAUCGAAGAGUUGAUUCUCAAGGGCUGUUGCUGUCUCCUUUGGCUCUUAAGACAAAAUACUAGGAGAGUUGACCCUCAAGGGCUGACUGCUCUCCCGUUUGGGUCUACAAAAAGUUUCCCGAAUUGCCUUCAGUUUAAAAGCAAUAAUAACUGGAUAAUGAAUGCAUUUACGAAAAAAUGUCAUAAGAGAUUUUUUGUAGAAAAUGUAAUUAGCUACAAAAAAGGUUCUUAGACAUUUUCUCCUAAAGCCAAUAGUUUUCGAAAUAAGUUCGAUUUUAUCAAACAUGAAAUUUCAUUUUUUACGUUCACCCACUUCAUCAGUGAAUCGAAAGUGAAUUAGAUUUAGAUUCUAUCGUAUUUUGUAUUUUCUUCUUUUUUAAGAUUGUUGAUCAUUCCAAGACUAUUAAGAGUAAUUUUCUUCCUCAAAAUUAUUCAGAAUGACUUUUAUUAAACUAAUAUUUGCCGCUAUUUAAACAAGAAUUUCGAUCCGAUUUUUGCUGAACCAAGACUCGAGUAAUGUUGACUAUUUCGAAUUAACGUGCCAAAUAUACUCAGAGCCCACUGGAUGUGAUUCGAGACGACAUUUUUAACACAUAAUUAAACUUGUGUCGAUGAAUUUACCCCAGUUUCAAUGACAUAUAUCUCAAUGUGAAACUCCGCUGAUGUUUACAUAACGUAUACCAAUAUGAAUUCAUUCACACGAGUUAAUUCACUUCUCCUUUUUAUUGAAUUACAAAGUUCAUAAUUUUUACGUGGGCCGCUGGCCACGAUAAUAAAAUCAA
Diachasma alloeum is the source of this 2802-nucleotide messenger RNA. It is a transcript of the gene MKP-4, whose product is annotated as dual specificity protein phosphatase MPK-4. Gene Ontology annotation, biological process: protein dephosphorylation. Gene Ontology annotation, molecular function: protein tyrosine/serine/threonine phosphatase activity. Gene Ontology annotation, cellular component: nucleus. The transcript is spliced from 3 exons. Bases 434 to 1447 code for a protein of 337 amino acids. The record is from RefSeq and is a predicted model, not a curated record. Lineage: Eukaryota; Metazoa; Arthropoda; Insecta; Hymenoptera; Braconidae.